AUGACCUCCAAUCCAAGCUUGAGGUGGCAAAAGCUACAUGAUGUUUUCUACAGCCAUGUGACAGUGUAUGAGUCGUUGAAUUGGUCUGUUGAUAACUUAUACCUCAAUUUCAAAGUGUCCAUAUCACCAAACGGAACACUAAUAGCUUUAGCCUCCAAAUUCGUUCCACAUCCUAAUGUUAUAGAUAUCUACUCUAUAAACGGUAAUAAGAUAUGGACAGUUGUAUACAACAGCCGUCCAGAGGAGCAUAUAGUGGAUUUUCACUUCCGAGAUGAAGAAUUGUGUCUUGUAUUGAGUAACAGAAAAAUCCGUUAUUACCAUGAUUUCAAGGGUAGUUUCGAGGAGUAUGAUUUCACAAAAGAAGCCAUCAAGUUGGAUAAUAUCGGAGAUUCAAUUGCCAAAGAUGAUCCUACUGGUGAAAAUGUUGUCAUCACUAACUUGGAAAAUAAUGAGAUAGAAGAAGUCUACAGGAUAUUAGACAGUAAGAUCUGGAGGGAUUUCUUAAUAUUGAGAUUGCAGAAUAGAUUUGUGGUGAUUAAUCUUACUCAAUUGAAAACUUAUGAAAUAAGUUUGGAAGGGUAUGAUUCGAGCAAGAUCAAUUCAUUUGAAGCUAUUCAUGAGAAUGAGAACAACAGUCAAUUUGUGCUUUUAUUCAGUUACGACAAGACAAUAAUUUCAAGCCACAUUGAUAUUAAUAGUAUGACUUUCAAGUUUAUUGAUAAUAUGUUGACUGAUGGACCUUUUAAUCAAAUCUUACCUUCUCCUAAUGGCAAAUUGAUCUCUUUGGUGAAUAAUAAGAUUUACGUGAUUAAUAAUAAAUUCACAAACAUAUUGCUUGAAUACAAUUUAUUGAACGAAUCACAUUUGCCUUAUCAAAUUGCCUGGUGCAGCAAUGAUGCAAUCUGCAUUUCAUUAAAGGAUGAGAUAAAAUUAAUAGGUCCUAACCAGAAUUCUGUUUCAUUUUUUUACGACAUUGACGAGGAAGAAGAAGAUUUCGAUAUAGAUUUGAUUUUAAAUGACACUACUACUACUGAUGGUGAUCUAUCUUUUACCAUCCCCAUUUUGUUGACUCAGUCUGAUGGGUUGAAAAUAAUAACUUCAUCAUCAGUGGAAUUCAUAAACAAAGUUCCAGACUCCCAGAUAAAUUUGUAUCAAAUUGGUUCAUCAUCCUCAUCAAGUAUUCUAUUGGACUGUAUCGAUAAGCUUUCAAAUCAUGCUUCAAAAGCAGAUACAAAUAUAUCAUUGUUGAAAUCUGACAAUUCUCUAGAAAGUGCUAUUACUGAGUGCCUUGAAGUUGUGCUCGAGGAGUUUGAUCAAACAUGGCAAAAGAAAAUUUUAAGAGCUGUUUCGUUCGGGAAAACAUAUUUCGGAGAUGAUGGUUUGAACUCAUACGAUUCUUCUCAUUAUUUGAAAACUAUAAAUCUAGUCAAAAUCUUAAAUCAGAUAAAGACCUUAGAUUUUGGCAUUUUCCUCACGUAUGGUGAAUUACUUAAUAUUGGAUGGGAGAGUUUCUUUAAAAUGUUGUUAAACAGAGACCAAUACUUAUUGUCAUUGAAAAUAAUGGAUUUGUUACAUCUCAACCAAUUCAAAGACAUGGUAUAUAUCCACUGGUGCUGUUAUAAGGUUAGGAAAGAGAUGAAUUUGUCUGAUGCAGAAUUAUUAAAAAUCAUUUCGAACAAACUUUAUUCUUUCUCAAACUCCAAUGAGAUUCCUGAUGCAAAGAAGAGAAAUUAUGUAUCAGUUGAACAGAUAACAGAUGCGGCAUAUGAAGAAGGCAGAAUAACGCUAUGCAAGUUGUUGAUCGACUUUGAACCUUCAAUUCAAAAGAAAAUAAGUCAAUACUUCAAGUAUGAUGAAACUGAACUAGGCCUAAUCAAAGCUUUUCAAACAGGUGAGUAUGACCUAAUCAAGUUUAUCUUGCUUCACCUUCAAAAGGAAUUAUCAAUUUCACAAUUCUUCAAAGUUUUGAAUCAAAAUGAAAUCAAGAACGAAUUGAAGAGCUUAGUAGAAAAUAAAGGAGCCUUUCCUAUAACGGGUGACUUGAUUGGUCAUUUUUGGUUACAGAGCAUCGGGAAGCAACAUUCCAAGCUAAUGGAAACGUAUUUUAUACAACAAGAUAAAACUCAAGAAUUAGGAAUUUCAAGGAUCAAGUCUUUCCUAAAGAAGAAUCAAUCUAAAAGCAACGAUACUUACUAUGCAGAUUACAAAUCCAGGUUACUCAAAUCGAUAAGUAGGGUUGGAAUGAGAAGGAUGAAUAAAAUAUAUCAAAGAGAACUUGAAGUAUUGGAAUUACAGAAGAAGUUAGGGGAGACUUACAUGACAAAUUUUUUCCUAGAGAAAUCAUUGAAUGAUAUUUUGAUCAAACUCAUCAAAAUGAACCAGAUCAAAGCGUGCAAGUCAAUUAUUAAGGACUUCAAUAUUGCGUCGGAAAAGCUUUGGAUUCUUGUUUUGAAUACCUAUACCAGCUCCAAGGACUUUGACAAGUUAUAUCAAUUUGCAAUUGGCCUGAAGACAGCAAAUUUGACUCCCAAAUCACCUAUAGGGUUUAAGCCAUUCGUUGAUGCAGGGUUCAAGUUUAAUGCACCAAAAAGUCAUAUUUCCGAAUACAUUAAAAAUUGCACAAACUUGAAGUAUUCGGAGAGAAUAGAGCUAUUCAUUAAGAACAAUGAUUUAGAAUCAGCUGCUAAUGAAGCAUUCAAAAAUAGAGAUGUUGAUAGGUUGAGACGAAUGAUGGAAACUCUUGGUGGUGAAGAUGAAAGGCUUAUUGUAUUGUUAAAGGGCUAUAUAACCAAAUUGGGUUAUUAG
This is a messenger RNA of Suhomyces tanzawaensis NRRL Y-17324, 2805 nucleotides long. It is a transcript of the gene VPS16, whose product is annotated as tethering complex subunit. Bases 1 to 2805 code for a protein of 934 amino acids. The record is from RefSeq and is a predicted model, not a curated record. NCBI's taxonomy places the organism in Eukaryota, Fungi, Ascomycota, Pichiomycetes, Serinales, Debaryomycetaceae. Gene Ontology annotation, molecular function: actin binding. The transcript has a single exon. Gene Ontology annotation, biological process: intracellular protein transport; vacuole fusion, non-autophagic; endosomal transport. Gene Ontology annotation, cellular component: HOPS complex; endosome; cytoplasm.